CGCCAGCAGUCCAUUUCCGGUUCAGUACUCGCUAACCGCGGUUAGCUCGACGCCGCUGGUUCACUUCUGGCUUCGUGGCUCAUUGAACUGAUUAGCCCGACGUUUUAUUUUCCUUAUCGUCAUUUCUCUGCAAACGUGGGGUGGGGGCAAAAUGUCGCGUUUGUCCGCAACCCUCGCCGUGUUGCUGCUGCUCAGCCUGAAGGCCUCGGGGAAGACCGUGAGGGGGGCGUUCAGGAGCGGAGCGGCGAAGCAGGAAAAUGGCCAGUUCAUCACCAAAUUCAUGUACCAAGCAGGUGGCGGAGGGCUGUUGGUGUGUCGGCUGGACAACCCGUCCCUGGGAACGGAGAAGGAGGCCAGGCUGCUGCUGUACCAGGACAUGGACUCAGACCUGGACAACCUGAGCUGCUCCCAGCAACUCAGCAGAGCCCAGUUCACCGUGUCCCUCAGCCAGGAGGAACACAACCAGACGAUCCCUCGUCAGUCCUCGCCCACACCCUGGCAGGUGCUGUACGCCGACAGAUACACGUGCGAGGAAAGUUCAGCGACGCCGUCAUACGCUGACCUUGGCUUCACUCUCCUGCUGUUCAACCCCGACUCUGCUGGGAACCCGCUGGAUCACUUCAGCGCAGAGGAAGCAGGGCUGCACAGUUUCUACUUCCUCCUGUUGCUCGCCUACUUCAUCGCCUGCUGCAUCUACUUCCAGCCUUUAUAUCAGGCACUGAAGAAAGGGGGCCCCAUGCACACGGUCCUUAAGGUGCUGACCACGGCCCUGGCUCUGCAAGGCUGCUCCGCCUUCUGCAACUACAUCCACCUGGCCAGGUACUCCAGAGACGGUACCGGGAUCCCGCUGAUGGGCAGCCUGGCAGAGUUCUGGGACAUGGUGUCCCAGGUGUCCAUGCUGUACAUGCUGCUGAGCCUGUGCAUGGGCUGGACUCUGAGUCGAGGCAGGAAGCCGCAGUCCAGACCUCUGCAGUGGGAGCGCUCCCCGGCGUCCACGGCCGUCGCUGUUGGCGGCGUGGUCACACAGGGAGUCCUAUUGCUAUGGGAGCAGUACUCUGAGUCAGAGAGCGAGCACCACAGCUAUCACGCCCAACGUAGCCUAGCAGGUCUCCUCCUCCUGGCUCUGAGAGUGGCGCUGUCCCUCCUGCUGGCCUCCAUCCUCUAUCAGAUCGUCUCCACAGAGAGGAGCACCCUGAAGAGAGACUUCUACCUCUGCUUCGCUAAGGGCUGCUUCCUGUGGUUCCUUUGUCACCCCAGCCUCGUCCUCAUGUCUGUGGUCUUCAACGACCACCAGAGGGAAAAGGUCAUCAGCAUCGGCGUGAUCCUCUGCCAGUCCAUCUCCAUGGUGAUCCUCUACCAGCUCUUUCUGUCCCGCUCGCUCUACUGGGAGGUGUCCUCCCUCUCCUCCGUGUCUUUGCCGCUCACCAUGUCCAGAACGAACCACAGGGGGCGCCUAUGAGCACAGAUACCGAGGAUAGGGUGAGAACUGAAGCGUCUCUUUCAGACGCAGCAGGAGACGUCCCCCUGCGCCGUCAUCUGUCCCGCGUUAGAGCGACCACCGAGCCGUGGACAGAGGACAGUACUUACUGCAACAUACUACCUCUGACUUCGAACUGGAGCCUCUGGGAUGCAAAAUGCAUGGCCAAGCAUGCGUCAGCUGGCAAGGUAGACGUCAGCAGAAGACCACGAUAAAGAACUUGAGAGAGCGCAAAAUCGCAAGCAAUCACAAUUAGGUUAUUUCUAAAGGCUGUACCUGCAAAUCGCUGAGUCAGCCAUGAUUGGGGCAGUAUGCAUGUAGACAGGCUGCCCCGCAACAGUUUUCAUUCCCCUUUUACCACAAACCCUGAGCUCAUUUUAUUAGCGUUUUAUGCGCUAGACGAACAUGAACCAAAGUGGAGCGUAACUGUGAAGUGGAAGGAGAAAAUUAGUUUUCAGGGGCGUCGGUUUCAGUUCAGGCAACAGUUCAGUUCUGGUCUCACCUGAGGCCAUCACAGAACAUCUGGGUUUAUUCUGAAAUGUAAUUACGAGUUAAUGGACACUGUUUACUAUUUGCUAGUAAAGACACAUUGAUUGCAUUCCAGGGUAUCAGGGUUAAGGGAGAUUAAAACAAACACGCCACUUCUAUGUUGGUGUGCAAUAAAUGUUUAGACCCAUGUACAAGUUUUAUUUCGUUCCAGCUAAACUCCUCUUUAUCCUAAUGAAACACUUAAUAAAAUGUCAUUAAUAUGAGAAUUUUUUAUCUUUUUGUUCUACACUGAAUCUCAGAUUUAUGUUAAUCUCAGAAUUCUGGUGUCAGAACUAUAUUUGUUUUCUCAAUAUUCGAGACUUUGAGAGAAAUGAAAGCAGCAUGUGUCUUUGCAUAGCCAAAGUGAUUUUUAUGUUAUGAUUUUUUCUAUGUGACAAAAGCUGAACUGUUACUUAACUGUUGACGUAAAAGUAUGAGCUGACCGCAUGCGAGAUGCAAAUCAUUCAAACACCAUGAACUCUGCAGCUGCAGCCAACGGCAUGACUCCGACUUGGCAGAAAUGGUGAGUUUACUAAAAACGUUUUCUUUUUAACAAGUGUAAAUACAUUCCUGUGAUUUUUUUUUUCCGGGCGAAAUCUGACGUUACGUUUGUGUCGAAACAAAACAGAGGAUGGCGGGAUCAUAUCUAGGCGUUUAAGUUGUGACAGAGACAUAAAUUGAAAAACAAACAUGGAGAACAGGUGCCAGGAAAGAAACUGACGUAUUUAUGUGUCUGUUUAUUUUGUAAGCGAUUUAAAAGAAAAAGGCAGCGUCCAACGCCACUACUUCUCAUUCUGUUUGUUCAGAGGCUGCUGAGCUUCUACAUAAUAUUUAAAAAUAUACUUGAAUGUUUCGCCUUUGUCAGCUGUUACAAAUGUGCAAAAUGAUAUCAGUCCAUAUUGCUUGUGUCAACCGUUGCGUUAUGUUUUAUACUGCAGCACAGAGACAAUCUAGUAUUCAGUGGGUUCUGUAAUUAUUCCAACUUGAAUGUCCAUGUCUGGUAUAAUUUAUGUCACUUGUGGAAAUAAAACGAGCAAACAUGGCUACUGUAAAGAGUUAAUUAAACUUGAUACAUUAAUGCAACUUUA
This is a messenger RNA of Poeciliopsis prolifica (blackstripe livebearer), 3093 nucleotides long. It is a transcript of the gene gpr180, whose product is annotated as G protein-coupled receptor 180. Gene Ontology annotation, biological process: G protein-coupled receptor signaling pathway; response to pheromone. NCBI's taxonomy places the organism in Eukaryota, Metazoa, Chordata, Actinopteri, Cyprinodontiformes, Poeciliidae. The record is from RefSeq and is a predicted model, not a curated record. The coding region runs from base 152 to 1459 and encodes 435 amino acids. The transcript has 10 exons.